Molecule: messenger RNA, 1389 nt
Organism: Neoarthrinium moseri
Lineage: Eukaryota; Fungi; Ascomycota; Sordariomycetes; Amphisphaeriales; Apiosporaceae
Exons: 3
Coding region: 1-1389 (462 amino acids)
Molecular function (GO): protein binding
Source: RefSeq, a predicted model, not a curated record
AUGAGCAGUCAGAUAUUGACAUCGCGCCAGGCCGAUGAGCUACACAAGGCCAUCAUUGCCUACCUUUCCUCCACCAACCUCUCCACCACCGCCGAUGCCCUGCGCCAGGAAUUGAACCUCGGCGACACCUUCGACGCCACCACCUCCAAGAAAUAUGAGGGCCUGCUCGAGAAGAAGUGGACCAGUGUCGUGCGGCUACAGAAAAAGAUCAUGGACUUGGAAUCACAAAAGGCUUCCCUGCAGGCCGAACUAGACAGCGCCACCCCGACCUCCCUCUCCCGCCGAAACCAGGAUCCUACCAGCUGGCUGCCCAGGUCCCCCGCGAGGCAUACGCUGCAGUCCCACCGGGAACCCAUCACCUGCGUCGCCUUCCACCCCAUUUUCUCGUCCCUGGCCUCGGGCUCCGAAGACUACACCAUCAAGAUAUGGGACUGGGAGCUCGGGGAGCUCGAGAGGACCAUCAAGGGCCACACCAAAGCCGUUCUGGACGUCGACUUUGGUGGCCCGCGGGGAGGGACGCUGCUGGCCUCGUGCUCGAGCGAUCUGACCAUCAAGCUCUGGGAUCCUGCGGACGAGUACAAAAACAUCAGGACCCUGCCCGGCCACGACCACAGCGUCAGUGCCGUGCGCUUCAUCCCCUCGGGCGCCGCUGGUGCGCCAUCCUCUAGUAACCUGCUGGUCUCCGCCUCCAGGGACAAGACGCUACGCAUAUGGGACGUGUCCACCGGGUACUGCGUCAAGACCAUUCGUGGCCACGCCGACUGGGUCCGAGACGUCUGCCCCUCCAUAGACGGCCGCUUCCUGCUAUCGACAGGGAACGACCAGACCGCCCGGCUCUGGGACAUAUCCGUCGCGCAGCCCGAGAGCAAGCUCACCCUCAUCGGCCACGAGCAUGUGGUCGAGUGCUGCACCCUGGCUCCAUCAUCUGCCUACCAACACCUGGCGUCUUUGGCCGGUCUAAAGAAGCCCCCGCCGGCAUCGAGCAGCGCAGAGUUCAUGGCCACCGGGUCUAGGGACAAGAAGAUCCGCAUUUGGGAUGCCCGAGGCACCUGUAUAAAAGUACUGAGCGGUCACGACAACUGGGUGCGCGCUCUGGUUUUCCACCCGGGCGGGAAAUACCUCUUGAGUGUGUCGGACGAUAAGACAUUGCGAUGUUGGGACUUGACCCAGGAGGGAAAGUGCGUCAAGGUCUUGUCCGACGUCCACGGCCACUUUGUUUCUUGUCUGCGCUGGGCACCGGGCAUCGUCCGGGAGCCUACCGUAAACGGUGGAGGACAGAACGGUACGGCCGUCAACGGGGCCAAGUCGGAUGCCACCCCCGACGUACAGGUCAGAUGUGUUAUUGCAACCGGGAGUGUUGAUCUCAACGUCAGGGUGUUCGCCAACUAG